Rhodamnia argentea is the source of this 324-nucleotide messenger RNA. RefSeq names its product dirigent protein 19-like. Bases 1 to 324 code for a protein of 107 amino acids. The record is from RefSeq and is a predicted model, not a curated record. The transcript has a single exon. Lineage: Eukaryota; Viridiplantae; Streptophyta; Magnoliopsida; Myrtales; Myrtaceae.
AUGAUCGACGACCUAUUGACGACGGAGCCUAACCUGAGCUCGGGCAUCAUAGGGAGGGCUCAGGGUCUCUAUGCGCCGGCUUCACAAGAGGAGGUCGCCUUAUUACAGGCCACGAACUUGGUCUUCACGGAAGGACAGUACAAAGGCAGCACAUUGACCGUGCUAGGGAGGAACUCCAUCUUCGCAAAGGUUAGAGAGAUGCCGGUCAUGGGCGGGACCGGCGCUUUCCGGUUCGCGAGAGGCUACAUUCUCUUGAGGACCUAUGAAUUUAACAAGAAGACCUUGUACGCAAUAGUAGAAUGUGAUGUCUAUGUGUGGCAUUAG